This is a messenger RNA of Ogataea parapolymorpha DL-1, 2499 nucleotides long. RefSeq names its product Intron-binding protein aquarius. Bases 1 to 2499 code for a protein of 832 amino acids. The transcript has a single exon. NCBI's taxonomy places the organism in Eukaryota, Fungi, Ascomycota, Pichiomycetes, Pichiales, Pichiaceae. The record is from RefSeq and is a predicted model, not a curated record.
AUGAAGCGAACCAAAUCAGACACCGAAAAGGUGCGCCAGCUUUCUGUUUGCGAGCCAAAUGAGCUUGCACUGUUGCUGGUCAAUGGAGAGUUGUCUGGGAUUGUUGAUCAAUUUGGACCAAAAAGCUCUGCUGAUCACACACUGUUAUUAUGCAGACUUGUUCUGGCUGAAGGAGAACUGGUUGAUACAACUCUGAAGAAGAAAGUGCCAGUACUUGUUCAAAAAGCUAUCGAUAUCAAUUUUGAGAGACUCAGUGCUCUGCUCUGUGUCAUUUACGAUUAUGGACAGUUUGGAGCAAUAUUUCAAUAUCUGCAGAGCGCAGUGGAAACAAUCACUCGAAAGCAGACUCUGGCUCUCGACGAUGUCAAUUUCGUGGUGCGUAUCACGAACCACAAAUCAAAUAGACAAUAUUUGAGACAAACGGGAUUUUUGGCUCCAUUCAAGUCAGACGGUUACUUCCAACUGCUUUUCUCGUACAUCUACAAAGAUUCUGAUGUUAGCGAUCGCGCAUUUAAACGUCUUUGUCUAAGUCCAGAGGUGUACAUGUAUCGCGAGUUGUUGGAGCUCAGACGUAGCUUUGAAACUUUUAUUGACGUUGUUUCGCAAAAAACCGUGGAAAGACUGUAUAAUGAGCUUGAGCUGCGAUCGUCAAAUAAAGAGUUCUCGCUCUGGCUUGAAAUUGCGCAGCUAGAACCGGUGAAAAGCGUUGCGGAUAUAGGUUUCUCUUCUGCUGUGGAAUUUCUGGAGCGUGCUCGGCUACAACACGAAGCUCAGACAGAACGGCAGCUGCAGCAGGCCGUCCAUGGAAUUCUUGAAAGGGUGAGACAGGGGAAGAGCAGCAAGUAUUGUGUUCAAGUCGAGAAAAUCACUGUGCAAGAAGUUCUUGGGGGCCUUGUAAAUGACAACUUGAAGUGCGAAGUUAUACUGAACACCAAAGAACAGCAGGGACCUAAGAAUUGGGCUACGCAACACGGGGUAUUCUACAGUGAUAAAAUCAUUCCUUUUAAAGUGGAACGGGAGGAGAUGUGCAAAAAUGGAUUUUCUAAGUUUACAGCUGUUGUGGAUGUGCAAUAUAGAGCGGACCUUGCGAACGUCAAAUAUGCAAUUAGUGCUGGCAGCGAGGUUCGUAAUUUGAAAGUCCAGUUUCCAAGAUGGAUGGAUCAAUUUUUUUCACAGCAUGGAGACAAGCAGACCAAAAGUCAAAAUGACUCGAACAUUACAUUUAUUGCCAGACCCGUCUGUUCAGGAAAAUCAAAGAAGGUUAGUGAUCUGAUAAAAUCUUCCAAUGGAAGAGUCCUAGUGGUAGCAAAAAGCAGAAAGAGCUUCGAUGCGCUAGACGUCUCUAUGGACCAAUUUGUUGAAUAUGAUGAAGCAUUGGCAAACGUGAGGAAGUUUGCAGCCUCUCUGAAUACCGACCCGGAGGACAUCUAUGAUUUUCAGUCGGCAUAUGCAUUUUUCAAAAAUGUGGUGGAGCCCAGCUGGACCAUUUUUUCCCGGAACCCUGAAACAGCUUAUCCCUUUGGUGAGGCUGAGAAACCUCUUGAGCACUACAAUUCGAUCCUGAAUCUUUUUCACCAACUAGAAGUCGCCCAUAAAAUACAACAAUUCUCCAAUGCUCGUUACUUCGCACAAAAGAUAACUUUUCUAGCAUUUGACGAAAUUUGUGAAAACACACAGCUGAAGUACGACCAUCUUUUUAUACUUGAUGCCUCGCUUUUUAGUGCUUACGAGUUUUGCUCUAUACUGGCAACAAACACAAUCUCACUGAAGUCACUAACGGUCGCUGGAAACCCACUGGUAUCCGGAACCCAGUCACUACUCACCCUACUACCAUUUUCCAACUAUCUCACAACUCAACACAAUAUUCGCCAAGAGCUUGCACAAUUUGCACCUGGAACAACCUUAGAAGCUCCUUUGGAGAUUGCCAAUCCUGGAAUCAAGGAUGCAUGCCAGUUUGUAACCGUGAAUACCAGCGAGUCGCCCGCUGGCAACGGCUACCAGAAUAUAGAGGAAGCUGAAUACUGCGCGCUGUUGUUCAUCUACAUGGCCAUUCUGGGUUACCCUGAAAAGGAAAUAGCCAUUUUGACGGCUUAUCCCGAACAGAGGGUUUUAGUCAAGGAGAUAAUCACCAAGAAGACCGCGCAGUUGGGAAUCAACGCAUCUGCUAACGUUUUGGUAGCAACAGAAAAAAAUGGCGGGAAGUACAAAUAUCUGCUUAUUUCGUUGGUAAAAACUACUUCCACAGACAUAUGGACGAACCCAUCUGUCUCCAUAGGCGCCAUUCAGCUGGCAACACAUGGAUUGUAUGUUUUCGGCCUGCGGAAAAAUUACACCAAAACAGUAUUCAGCUUGCUACCAGCGGCUCCGCUGCGUCUGGCUGCUACGGAAAAGUUCGAAAAAUGCACCCGAAAAGUUUCGGAUACUUUGACAAACAGUGCAGUGAUGAAGUCUGUGUCCCAACUGGAAAAACUGGUCUGUCAUUUAGUCUCGCAACAAUAA